AUGAGUAACAUGGCUAAGCUUUUCUCUACCAGAGGAGCCAAAUCCACAAUCAUCACCACACCUCUCAACUCCAAGAUCCUCCAAAAGCCCAUCGACCUAUUCAAGAACCUGAACCCGAGUCUCGAAAUCGACAUCCAUAUCUUCGAUUUCCCUUGCGUGGAGCUCGGGUUACCAGAAGAAUGCGAGAACGUCGAUUUCUUCACCGCAAACAACAGUGAAGACAAGGGGUAUAUAACCUUAAAGUUCUUUUUGUCGACAAGGUUUUUCAAAGACCAGCUUGAGAAACUCCUCGAGAAAACAAGACCGGACUGUCUUGUCGCCGACAUGUUCUUCCCAUGGGCUACCGAAGCUGCUGAGAAGUGCCAUGUGCCAAGACUUGUGUUCCACGGCACUGGCUACUUCUCUUUAUGCGCUGGUUAUUCCAUCAAAGUUCACAAACCACAAAACAGAGUAGCUUCGAGCUGUGAGCCAUUUGUGAUCCCUAAUCUCCCUGGGGACAUAGUGAUAACUCAAGAACAGAUCAUUGACGGCGACAACGAAUCCGGGAUGGGGAAGUUUAUGAUCGAGGUGAGAGAAUCAGAAGUGAAGAGUUCAGCUUCUACGAGCUUGAACCUGAUUACGAUCAGAGGAUUUGAGGAGAAGGCUCAGAGAGGAAAGAAAGCGAGCAUCGAUGAGGCCGAAUGCCUCAGAUGGCUUGACUCCAAGAAACCAGAUUCAGUCAUUUACAUUUCGCGUGGGAGCGUGGCUUGCUUCAAUAACGAGCAGCUGAUAGGGAUCGCUGCGGGUUUCAAAGCUUCUGGUAUAAAUUUCAUCUGGGUUGUUAGGAAAAAUACAGAUGAGAAAGAAGAAUGGUUACCAGAAGAGAUGGAGGAAAGGACGAAGGAUGGAGGAGAGGACGAAAGGAAAACCAAGUGAAACUAGUUAAGACUUGAGAGCUACUACCUCUCUCAAAAUUCAAAACCAAGUGACAACAACUUUAGGAGCUCGUUUUGAGUAUUAUUGAGCUUCAGGAGUUCAUCAAGGUUUCCAAAACAAAUGUGUUAUUUGGGCUAUCUUAGUAAACUGGGCCUAUGGGCUGGUGUACAAUUAGUUUUCAUACUAUUUUAAAUAUAAAACAUACUUUAAUAAAACUUUUGUUUAUUUCCACGUGUAAUAAUGAAAUCAAUCUAUA
Molecule: messenger RNA, 1171 nt
Organism: Thlaspi arvense
Lineage: Eukaryota; Viridiplantae; Streptophyta; Magnoliopsida; Brassicales; Brassicaceae
Source: the annotation of a GenBank genome assembly